Messenger RNA from Emiliania huxleyi CCMP1516, 2271 nucleotides. RefSeq lists its product as hypothetical. The record is from RefSeq and is a predicted model, not a curated record. Lineage: Eukaryota; Haptophyta; Isochrysidales; Noelaerhabdaceae. The transcript is spliced from 2 exons. Bases 1 to 2271 code for a protein of 756 amino acids. Gene Ontology annotation, biological process: signal transduction.
AUGGAAGUCGGCUUCCAGCCCAAGUUCAAGAUUUUGGUCAGCUUCUACCAGAUCGCCGCGACGCUCGGCCCCGUCUACGGCGUCCGCCUCCACGAGGACUUCACGCGCUGGACCGACUUCAUGGACGCGAUCAGCCUCGACCUGCUUGGCCUCACCUAUCCCGAUGCCUGCAUCGGCUCGAUGGGAGACCGGCUCCUGCUCGCAGGCUUGUGGCCGAUCUUCUCCAUCAUGCUCGGAGGCGCCGCCCUCGCCUGCUGCGCCCUCGCGGAGUGGCUCUUGUCUGGUCGCGCCGACGCCCUCCGGCGCGACCUUGUGCGCGCUACGCUGCGUCGCCUCCUCUACUGGGCCAUCCUCGUCGCCUACCUCGUGCUGCCCUCCGUGUCUCGCUCCAUCUUCAAGGCGCGGCAGUGCGAGUCGUUUAAUGUCGACGACUUGACAGCGGAGAGGCGCAGCUACCUCGUUGCCGACCUCGACGUGCUCUGCAGCGCCGACGACGACGAGUACAGCGGCCUCGACGCGUACUUCUGGGCCUUCUUCGUGCUCUGGCCGAUCCUGUUCCCGCUAGCCUUCCUGGCGCUCCUGCUUUCGAUCCGCUCCGAGGUGCGGGCGCAGCGAGUCAGGGCCACGGCCCGCGCUUGCCGCUUCCUCUGGCGCGACUACGAUCCGCGCUUCCUCUUCUGGGAGGUCGUCGAUCUGGGCCGCAAGCUGUCCCUCGCUUCUCUGGUGCUCUUCAUCCAGACAGACACCGGGUCGAGCAAGAUCCUCCGCCUCUUCGUCGCCUCUGUUGUCUCAGCCCUCUACCUCGCCGCCCUCGCCCUCGCCCGGCCCUUCAAGCGUGACGACGACCUCUACCUCGCGUGCACCGCCAAUCUGUUUCUCGCCUGCUGCUUCACCUCCGGCACGGUGAUUCAGCUGUGCGAGAGCGCUGCUUACGAGGACAUGUGCAAGGCCCUCGUCGGCUUCGACAGCGCGCGCGGAGCGAGUGAGUUUGUGAUCGCGCUCACCGCCGCAAUGCUCGCCGCAUCGCUGCUCGUCGUCCUCUUCAAGACAGUCAGCGCCGUCCGCAUGCCCACUAUCCGCCUCUGCUCCUCCGGCCGCCCCCCAGUCCUCGAGCUGUCCCCCGAGUGCCACUUCCACGGCUUCAUCUCGCACUGCUGGGGGACCGGCCAGGACCAGACGCACACCGUCGUGCGGCAGCUCCAGCUUCUUCUCCCCGGCGUCCGGAUCUGGCUCGACGUCGACAACCUCGAGGACGUGGGCAGGCUCGAGGAGUCGGUCAGAGACGCGACGACCUUUCUCGUCUUCCUCAGUGCGGGAUACUUCAAGAGCUUCAACUGUCGCCGCGAGCUGUACGCUGCGCUAGGCUCGAACCGGCCCUUCAUCCCGAUCCAGGAGGCUGACGUCGACAAGGGCGGCGCCUCGAUCGAGGCGCUGAAGGCAGAGUGCCGCGAGCACUGCGUCGAGACCGCCCCGCCGGCCUACCCCUCCUACAGCGGGCCAGGCGAGAUGCUCGCGCGCGUGUUUGAGGCGACGCCGCCGAUUGUGUGGGUGCGGGUGAACGCCUUUCAGCUCGAGUCGCUCAAGGCUGUCGCGAUGCGCAUGCUGCUGCACUCUCCUUACUACGCGAGCCGCCCGGCCGAGCUUGCUGGAGGAGUGAUGGUCCCUCGCCAGCCGGGGCCCUGUGCCUUUAGCGGCCCCGUCACCAUCCUCGUGUGCCGCGACAACGAGGGCGCCGUCGGCAUUGCAAGGGCGCUCAAGACGGCGGCGAGGGAGGGGCGCGGCUCUACCGCCAGCGCCGAGACGGUAACGAUCCGCGAUGCGGAGGAGGCGCUCGAGGGAGUCAACGCGGCCCCGCUCUCCGGGCACGUAGUGUGCCUGCUCUACCUGAACGAUAAGACCUUCCUGGACGCCGGCGGCGCCGUCGCGCGCCUCGUGCAAGCGGCGAUGGACCGACGCAUCGCCGUCGCAAUGGUCCACGAGCAGGACCCUACCUGCGGCGGCGUUCCGUUCCGCAACUUUUUCCAGCAGACGCCGCAGGUGCUGCUGCAGCCGCCGUACAAGCUCUUUGACACGGUGGCGGUGCCGCUCUACCCGGCUCCGGAGCACCGCACGGUGAGCUUGCGCCUCGCGCUGAGCAGCAUGGGAGCGGUGCCGUGCGACGCGGGGCCGCUCCAGCGGCGGUGGGAGCUCCUCCGCCGCCGCAUAGCGGUGGCGCGCCUCGUGCGGCGGCGCCCCGCCGAGCCGUGCCAGCAGCCUGUAGUGCAGCCGUAG